CAGCAUUUAGGGGUGUGUGAGGAGUGGGCGGCGCCAACCUCCAUCUCGGUUGUGACCGUCUGACCACCUCGUUCAGAGGGUGACCUCUCUGGCUCAGACUGAUAGCGGCCACAUCGGCCCGGAUUCUCUUUCCGUCCAUGGAUCAAAUGGUGCUGGGGAUGGCCCGAGAGGCCUUCGCGUCAGGCACGAGGGGAAAGAGCGACCACGAAGCGUGUGGCGAGCAUGGGGAGAAGCUCACGCUCUUUUGCUUGGAGGACCUGGAACCCAUUUGCGGGGUUUGUGGGAAGGCGGCGGACCAUCGAGGACACAGACUGUAUCCCAUUGGAGAGGGGGCUAAUGAUUGCAAAGAAGAGCUGAAAGGCGCCCUGCUGCCUUUGAAGGAGAAGUUACAGCAGUACAAGCAGGCCAAAACCGUGUGCGAGGACAUGCAGGAGCAUGUCAAGAACCAGGCGGAGCACACGGAAAUGCAGAUCAAGAAAGAAUUUGAGGCGCUCCACCUCUUCCUCAGGGAGCAGGAGGCGACCAGGCUGGCUGCCCUCCAAGCUGAGGAGGCUCACAAGAGCCUGGUGAUUAAGCAGAGGAUUGAGGACUUGGACCAAGAGCUGGCCUCGCUCUCCAACGUCAUCCUCAUGGUGGAGAAGGAGAUGCAAAUGCAAGAUAUCCCUUUUCUUAAGAAUUACAAGGACAUCAUAAGGAGAACAUGGAUCAACUCUGUGGAGCCUGAAGAGCUGUCUGGUGCUCUAAUUGAUGUGGCCAAGCAUACAGGCACUCUCAAGUUCCAAGUGUGGGAGAAGAUGAAGAAAAUAAUCAAAUACAGUCCCGUGAUCAUGGAUCCCAACACGGCAGCCAACUGCUUCAUCAUGUCCGAGGACCUAACGGCGGUGCAGAACACCUCGCAGACCUUCAAGCUCCCCAACAACCCGGAGCGCUUCGACAUCAGCGCAGAGAUGCUGGGUGCCGAGGGCUACACGAAAGGCCGCCACAGCUGGUGCGUGGAGGUCAAGGACAACACCUACUGGGUGGUAGGCGUAGCCAGCGAGUCCAUCAACCGCAAGGGCAAGCACGUGCUGACGCCCGCCGAGGGCUUCUGGACCAUACGCUUCCGCAACGACGAGUACAAAGCCUGCACGGCGCCGUGGGAGUCGCUCAACAUGAAGGUCAAGCCGGAGGUCAUCAGGGUGUUGUUGGACAUGGACCGGGGCAAAGUGGCUUUUUACAGCCCCCCCGAACGAGAGCCGCUCUACACUUUCACCGACAUCAUCACGCCGAAAGCCUUUCCUUACUUUUGCACGGCUUGCAAAGAACACCCGCUGACUAUCUUGCCCGCUAAGUUGACUCUUACCACCGACUGACGCGCCACUGUCCGCAGAAAGAUACAAAUGGCCGUCCGACAAGACGGAGAAUUGAGACUUUGUUCUUAAACAAGGGGCAAUUGUGGGAUGCUGCAUCAGCCACUGUGUGGCAUUCACAAUAAAGUGGUAUAAGUAUUGAGUUUUAAUUCUUAUAAAGUAAUAAACAGAACUGCUAUGAAUUGAGGUUAUCAUUAGU
Corythoichthys intestinalis (scribbled pipefish) is the source of this 1548-nucleotide messenger RNA. RefSeq names its product tripartite motif containing 35-13 (gene trim35-13). NCBI's taxonomy places the organism in Eukaryota, Metazoa, Chordata, Actinopteri, Syngnathiformes, Syngnathidae. The coding region runs from base 138 to 1352 and encodes 404 amino acids. The transcript is spliced from 6 exons. Gene Ontology annotation, biological process: protein ubiquitination. The record is from RefSeq and is a predicted model, not a curated record. Gene Ontology annotation, cellular component: cytoplasm. Gene Ontology annotation, molecular function: protein binding; zinc ion binding; ubiquitin protein ligase activity.